UGAGAACGAAUUAGAUAAACCAAAAAUGCACAGGAAUAGAUUUUCAUAAUAGCUGUUGAUUCGGUGAUAAGAACACAUGUGCUGGAGCAAUGUGCCAGAAAAAAUCCGCUAAGUGCUUGUAAAAUACGUGAAUUGUCAUGUUAAACUGUGUUUGUCCAAAUCAAUAGUCAAUUUUGUGUCUAGUGAACAUUUUAAUUUCAUAUUUAUACUUUUAAAGGUGUGACUACAUCGAACGUAUUUCUAGUCUAGAAAAAAUAGCGUACGAUAUACGAUAUGGUACACGAAGAUAUUUUACCGGUGUUUCUGAUUAUCGUGACGUGCUUAAUAUGUUUUACGCCGAAUUUGGUUUACAAACAUGAAUUUGUAUACGAUGAUGAAGUGGCCGUUGAACAAAAUGCCGACGUAACAAACAUCUCUCGAUCGGCAUUUGAAACAAUUCAAUCAGUUUUCAGUCAUGAUUUUUGGGGUCAGGAUAUUAAUCAUCCGAAUAGUCACAAAUCAUUUCGGCCGUUGGUAACUCUAAUGUAUGCGUAUGAAUUUCGGCAAUGGUGCAAAUCUUUUAUGUUGGCGACCCGAAUGAAAAUUGUGAACGCAGUGUUGCACGGAUGUACAAGUAUUACGCUGUAUUUUACACUGAAGAAAAUGUUCGAAAAGGGUGUAAGAGGCUAUUGGUUGCCAGUGUAUGCGUCGCUACUUUUCGCCGCUCAUCCCAUUCAUGUCGAAGUUAUUUUCUCCGUGGUUGGUCGUGCGGAUAUCUUAUGCACGUUUUUUUAUCUGCUGGCCGUACUUCAAUAUUUGUAUAUACUUGAAGCUGAGGCAGAAGACGAUGAAUAUGGAGUUGAAUACGACGAAAAGGAAAAGAAAAAUGGUGCAGGUCAGAAAAAAAAGAAAAAACAUCCAAAAAACUUGGCACCGGGAGCCGCUGCAGCAAACAAAAAUUCGGGCGCAAUUCACGCGGUGAAAUACAUUUCUUUAUUUACCUGUGCAGUAGGUGCUUUGUUCAGUAAAGAGCUUGGAAUAACAGUUUUGCCAUUUUGUGCUGUGUACGACGUCUUGAACAACACAAAACCGCCAGAAUGUGUGCGCAAUCAACGUUACGUUGCGAGAAAUUGGUACAAUUGGCGAUUGUGGGUGGAGAGAAAUCCGAAGCUUCAAACGCGUUUUUUGAUAUUGAUUGUGAUGACAAUCGCAUUGAUGCUAAUUCGUGGAUAUUCAGGACUAUUCAGUUUGCCGAAUUUUUCACCUCGUGAAAAUCCACUGGCUGCUCAUCCGGAUCUAUUUGUUAGAUUUAUGUCGUCACUUUACGUUGCUGCGCUAAAUGGAUGGCUUCUGAUUUUUCCAUCGUGGCUAUGCUGCGAUUGGUCAUACGGCUCACUCGAUCUAAUUGAAUCAUGGACGGAUUAUCGAUUAAUACCAACGUUUUUGGCAUUCUAUGUUUGCGGUGGUCUCUAUCAAAGUGGUGUAAAAGAAGUGCAGAUAGCAGUUGCAUGGGCGAUCAUCUCAUAUUUACCAUCCUCACAUAUCAUUACCGUCGGCUUUGUGUUGGCUGAUCGAAUUUUGUACAUUCCUUCAAUAGGGUACUGUAUCUGUAUUGCAAUUGCAUACAGUCGGGGGCACGAGCUUUAUCCGAAAGCGAUUGGAAUGGCUAUAUUUGUCCUAUUGCUGAUUUUUGCUGGUCGAACCAUUGAAAGAUCUUGGGACUGGCAAGACAGUAAAACGUUAUUCACAUCAGCGCUGCGAAUUUGUCCGAAUAAUUCAAAGAUGUACUUUAAUCUUGCUCAAAUAAGCCAUCUCACUCAAGAUUUUCCCGCUGCGCUUGAAUUUAGUAUGGUUGCACACCAAAAAGAUCCAGCUAAUAUUUUUGCAAUGAUGGCAAUGGGCAAUGCGUAUCGAGCUCUUGGCGAUUAUGAUCAAGCCAUCACAACUCUCCGAAGAACAAUCGAAUUGGAUCCGGCUUAUGCACGUGCUUGGAUGAAUUUGGCCAUAGCUUAUGGAUUGACGCAAGAUUUUGAGAAAGCGGAGGCAGCCUAUCACAAAGCAGCCAGUUUGCAUCCGAACAACGAAGUAAUUAUGUACAACUUGGGCACUUUGUAUUUCCGAAUGGGAAGAUUCGCGGAAGGUGAAGCCUACUUCCGUAAAAGCAUAGAAUGUAAUCCAACAUCAGGUCUGGCGCAUUACAAUCUGAUUAUGUUUUAUUUUGAUUAUGGUCCCAGGGAAAUGGUCGAGAAAACAAUUGACGCUUUGGAUUUCUAUAAAUCAAUGAACAUACUAAAAUUGACUACUGUCGCACAGUUACUUGUUCAACGCGGCUUUGGAUUCGCGAGAAGCGAAAAGUUGUUUCUUCGUGUUCUCGAAAUAAGACCAAAUGACCUAAACGCACACUUUCAUCUGGCCGUUCAGUAUAAAACACGUGGUAUGCCAAAGAAAAAAAUGAAAUACCUUGAAAAACUGUACAAAUUGUUGCCAAAUAAGAAGCCCAAGUUUAAGGAAUUCGUUAAGAAAAUUGAGCCAGGCAUGCGUAUAACCAAUGCGACCAUUAAAACUGCAGAACAGCUCGAAGAAUUGGCCAUGAAAAAAUAACCAAAGCAACCAGUUUUGAUGUAAUGUAAAGAAAUUGCGGAGCAUUAACAAUACUCACAAUGUAUCAGUCGUCUCAAUUAUCUGUGGAUCUUUAUUUCUUGGAAUUGAUAAAUGGGCUCAACCACACUUGUGGUUUCAAGUUCAGAAUGAAUGCAUUGCCUCU
Molecule: messenger RNA, 2743 nt
Organism: Contarinia nasturtii (swede midge)
Lineage: Eukaryota; Metazoa; Arthropoda; Insecta; Diptera; Cecidomyiidae
Product: protein O-mannosyl-transferase TMTC1-like
Exons: 12
Coding region: 274-2580 (768 amino acids)
Molecular function (GO): protein binding
Source: RefSeq, a predicted model, not a curated record